CAGAUAACGAAGCGGUCAGUGUAUUCGCUUGUCGUGUGAAGAUUAACGUAUUUGUAAUCAAUAGUGCUAUAAUUAUGUGGGAGAAAAUUCUAUUUUGUAUAUCAAUGUGUGUUUUAACAUUCUCCUUUCUAUCUAAAAAGAUUUCAUAUACCGAACCGAGUAAACUUAGAUUUCAUUUAAAAUUUUUCAUAUAUUACUUCUUAUGUAGUUUGCUGGCGUUUGUUAUUUGGCCAAUAUUCUUGUUUAGACCGAGGAGUGUGAAAAAUAGCAGGCUAGCAGCCAGUAUUUUGAAACACAUAACCAAAUUAUACGAUUUGAAAUGGGAACUACGUGGGGCUGACAUACUCAGUGAAGAACGGGGAGCAGUGGUCGUAUCAAACCAUCAAUCUUCACUCGAUAUUUUGGGUAUGUUCAACAUUUGGGAAAUUGCUGAUAAAUUAACAGCAGUCGCUAAAAGAGAGGUUAUGUACGUGUUUCCAUUCGGAUUCGCCGCAUACCUCGCCGGUUUAAUUUACAUAGACAGAAAUAAUCCAAAACGAGCGAGAGAGCAACUUAAUAUGACGUCAGAUGUUAUGGUUACACAAAAGACAAAAAUCUGGCUAUUUCCUGAAGGGACACGAAACAAGGAUUACAGAAGUUUAUUGCCUUUCAAGAAAGGAGCAUUCCAUAUGGCCGUCGCAGCACAAGUUCCCAUCAUACCCGUAGUAUUUUCACCUUAUUAUUUUAUAAAUAUCAAACAAGGAAUUUUCAAUAAAGGUCAUGUUAUAAUUCAAUGUCUCGAACCAAUACCGACAAAGGGAUUAGGUCCAGAAGACAUCGACGACCUUGUAACACGAGUGCGCGAUGCGAUGUCCACUGUCUACAAAGAAUUAACUAAAGAAGUCAUAACGAAUUUACCAUCAGAUUACCCACAUACGACAGUAGGAUAAAUUUGAUUAAAAUAAAUAUUAUUUAUUUGUACAUGUGAUAUACUUACUAUUAAAAUAUUUAAAAAUA
This is a messenger RNA of Papilio polytes (common Mormon), 996 nucleotides long. RefSeq names its product 1-acyl-sn-glycerol-3-phosphate acyltransferase alpha-like. The coding region runs from base 75 to 929 and encodes 284 amino acids. The record is from RefSeq and is a predicted model, not a curated record. The transcript has 5 exons. Gene Ontology annotation, cellular component: membrane; endoplasmic reticulum. NCBI's taxonomy places the organism in Eukaryota, Metazoa, Arthropoda, Insecta, Lepidoptera, Papilionidae. Gene Ontology annotation, molecular function: 1-acylglycerol-3-phosphate O-acyltransferase activity. Gene Ontology annotation, biological process: phosphatidic acid biosynthetic process.